Erythranthe guttata (spotted monkey flower) is the source of this 1473-nucleotide messenger RNA. RefSeq names its product nitrilase 4 (gene NIT4). The record is from RefSeq and is a predicted model, not a curated record. Lineage: Eukaryota; Viridiplantae; Streptophyta; Magnoliopsida; Lamiales; Phrymaceae. Gene Ontology annotation, biological process: detoxification of nitrogen compound. Gene Ontology annotation, molecular function: nitrile hydratase activity; nitrilase activity.
AAAAAUAACUGAUUAUUGAUACAAUACAACUGAAGAAAACCUGAAACCACCCAUCAUUUAUCUGGAAAAUAUAUUUUCUUUUUUACAUCAUUAAUUAAAAUCUUCAAACAUUUUCUAGAAACCUCUGGUCCGAAUCUUGAUUUUUUAACCAGCCGCAGAAUUCCUUACAACCUUGUGACAAUUUCACAUACAUCAAUUUCUCGAAGAGAAGAAGCGACUGAUCCAGUAGCAGAAAGAGCGAGAGGGAUGGCUUUAGCUCCAACUUCAACCAUCGAUGAUGGCCCAUUGUUUGCUGAGGUUGAAAUGGGGGCCGACGCCUCCUCUCCGACCAUACGCGCCACCGUGGUUCAGGCAGCCACCGUCUUCUACGACACUCCCGCCACUCUUGAUAAAGCUGAGAGACUAUUGGCUGAAGCAGCCUCAUAUGGUUCGCAGUUAGUUGUCUUUCCCGAAGCAUUCAUCGGUGGGUACCCACGUGGAUCAAAUUUCGGUGUCACAAUCGGUAACCGCACAGCCAAGGGUAAAGAGGACUUUCGGAAAUACCAUGCUGCUGCUAUUGAUGUUCCGGGUCCUGAAGUCGAUCGGUUGGCUGCUAUGGCCGGAAAAUAUAAGGUGUAUUUAGUGAUGGGGGUUAUAGAGAGAGAUGGAUAUACGUUAUACUGUACGGUUUUAUUUUUCGAUUCUCAAGGUCGUUACCUAGGAAAGCAUAGGAAACUCAUGCCGACUGCAUUAGAGCGAAUUAUUUGGGGAUUCGGUGACGGAUCGACAAUUCCCGUUUUCGAGACACCUAUUGGCAAAAUCGGUGCUGCUAUUUGUUGGGAAAAUCGAAUGCCCCUUUUAAGGACAGCAAUGUAUGCUAAAGGUGUCGAAAUAUACUGUGCGCCUACAGCAGAUUCUCGAGAAGUGUGGCAAGCAUCGAUGACUCACAUUGCCCUCGAAGGCGGUUGUUUCGUUCUAUCGGCCAAUCAGUUCUGCCGAAGAAAAGAUUAUCCACCGCCACCGGAAUAUUCAUUCGCUGCCACUGAGGAAGAACUUAUGCCCGAUUCUAUUGUUUGCGCUGGCGGCAGCGUCAUCAUUUCUCCGUCCGGAACUGUAUUAGCAGGUCCUAACUACGAAGGGGAGGCACUCAUAACCGCCGAUUUAGAUAUUGGAGAGAUUGUUCGAGCGAAAUUCGAUUUCGAUGUGGUCGGGCAUUACGCGAGGCCUGAAGUACUGAGUCUGGUUGUUAAGGAUAAUCCCAUGACUCCAUUUUCUUUCACUUCAGCAUCUGUUAAGGCAGAAAGCUCUCAGAAGUGACUUUGACUUUGGCUGAACAAUCUCAUUUUAUUUUCUUACAGUUCCGUUGACUAAAUACGAGGUUUUUAUCUAUUAAGGUUGACUUUGAUGUGUGAGUUACUUUUAAAUUUACAUACUUUGGAAAAUUGUAGCAUAUAAAUUAAUUCAAAUAAAACACAUCUUAAUCACUUGCAAUUA